Messenger RNA from Ciona intestinalis (vase tunicate), 4515 nucleotides. RefSeq names its product solute carrier family 12 member 2. The record is from RefSeq and is a predicted model, not a curated record. NCBI's taxonomy places the organism in Eukaryota, Metazoa, Chordata, Ascidiacea, Phlebobranchia, Cionidae. Gene Ontology annotation, biological process: potassium ion homeostasis; cell volume homeostasis; sodium ion transmembrane transport. Gene Ontology annotation, cellular component: membrane. Gene Ontology annotation, molecular function: sodium:potassium:chloride symporter activity.
CAUUUUCCGUGUAUUUUUUUAACGGAGUGGAACCAUAAUAGUGUCUUAUUAUGUAUAUAAUAUGUUCAGCUGAAGUCCGCAUACGAUAACAGCGUAUCAAAUCCCCCGCACUCGACAAUAUAAAGCAAGCAAAACGAGAGUUUUAGGUAAAGGUAUAGGUAUUUACGAAAAAUGCAAAGACAAAAAUAUAGUAAAGAGUUCAGGUCGACAAUGGCCAGUGUAGCGAAUAGCGGUAGAACUAUGCCACUAUAGAAGGCCCCUGCCCUUGGCAAGUUAUUCUUCAUUCAGUUUUUAAUUAACAUUAUAUUAGUCUCUAAUUAAGUUAUUGUUGUGCUUAAUAGAUGUGUAAAUUUGGUCCUGUGUACUAUAGAUAGCUAAACAAUGUCAUCAUCAAGAUUUGAAGUUGAACGUGUGGCAGCAUCACCGGAUGGUGCUGUUUCACUUGACGCAACUUCGGAAGAAUCAACUGGCUUUGUUCAUUCACCUUCUUCUAAAAAUGUUGUGGAAAAACCUGCGGAACCAAGCAAUGAGGAAUUCAUAAUGAUGUCGACACCUGUGGACCAAGAAAACUCUGAUGUUUCACCUAUAAGUGAAACUGCUGCUGUGGAACAAACAACAAAGAGUAGAUUUCAUGUUGAAUUUGUGGAGCCUGAAAAGGAUUUAGAAAGUCCGAGCUCUCCUCACCACAACACACCUUAUGAUACUCAUGAUUCCCACACAAAAACAUACUACCUCAAAACAUUUGGACAUAACACUCAGGAAGCGAUACCAAUGGUUGCAUAUUACCACAAUACUGGGUCAAUUACAAAAAAAUCAUCUCGGCCAACACUUGAUCAACUGCAUGCAGACCCAGCAGAAGUGGAAAAUUCAUUACCAAAACCUGAUGCUGAGACUGUAGAAGUUAAGUCUGAGGCAGUGGAACCCCACGCUUCUGUAACUCCUGUUAAAUUUGGAUGGAUUAAAGGUGUUUUGGUACGUUGUAUGCUGAAUAUAUGGGGUGUGAUGCUUUUUCUACGACUGUCAUGGGUGGUUGGACAAGCUGGUAUUGGGUUUAGUUUAUUGAUUAUCUUGCUCUCUUGUACUGUCACUGUAAUUACAACCAUGUCUAUGUCAGCUAUUUGCACGAACGGUCAAGUAAGGGGUGGUGGAGCAUACUAUUUAAUCUCUCGCAGUCUUGGACCUGAGUUUGGUGGAGCUAUUGGUCUCAUUUUUUCUCUUGCCAAUGCUGUAGCUGUUGCAAUGUAUGUUGUUGGGUUUUCAGAAACAGUUGUUGAAUUAAUGUUUAAAUAUAAUGCUACAAUGACUGGUAGUGUACUGAAUGACACAAGGAUAGUAGGAACCAUAACAGUUAUUCUCUUGCUUGGAGUAACCCAACUUGGCAUGGCUUGGGAAUCAAAGAUGCAAAUGGGUUUACUUAUAAUUUUGCUGAUCUCAAUUAUUAACUUUCUCAUUGGGACUUUUAUACCUGCAUCAACUGUCCAAAUGUCUUAUGGAAUGUUUAAUUACCAAAGUAAUAUUGCUGCUGAAAAUUUUGGACCUAAUUUUCGAAACAAUGAAAAUUUUUUUUCUGUCUUCUCGAUAUUUUUUCCAGCUGCAACUGGAAUCUUGGCCGGAUGCAACAUAUCUGGAGAUUUGAAAAAUGCACAAACUGCCAUUCCUAAAGGAACACUUUUAGCAAUUUUAAUUACAAGUGUUGUGUAUGCAGUCAUCUCCAUCAUUUUAGGCAGUGUUCAAGUUAGAGUUUCUUCCGGAAAUAUUGCUGACUUUAUAGGAGUUGCUAAUGCUACAAGCUUAAACUGCACAUCCGCUGCUUGCCAGUUUGGUUGGUCAUACACUUCAGUUAACACAACAUGUACUGACUCUGCAUCUGCAAUAAACCAAUGUUUUAAAGGUGGCCUUCUUAAUGAUUUUCAAGCAAUGCAAAAAAUCAGUGCCUUUUGGCCAAUCAUUGUGGCAGGAAUAUUUGCUGCUACUUUAUCAUCAGCACUUGCUAGUUUGGUUAGUGCCCCCAAAAUUUUUCAGGCUGUUUGCAGGGAUCACAUUUUUCCACUGAUAGGAUUUUUUGGCAAAGGUGCAGCGGGUACAGAUGAACCACGCCGAGGUUAUAUCUUAGCAUUUGUUAUUGCAUUGGCUUUUAUACUAAUAGGUCAGCUUAAUGCAAUUGCUCCUAUUAUUUCAAACUUUUUUCUUGCAUCAUACACACUUAUCAAUUACUCUUGUUUCUCUGCAUCACUCGCAAAAUCACCAGGUUGGCGACCGGCGUUUAAGUAUUACAACAUGUGGUUAUCACUGGUAGGUGCAGUGAUUUGUUGUGCUAUUAUGUUUGUUAUAAAGUGGUGGGCAGCAUUAAUUACAAUUAUUAUAGUUGUGGCACUAUACAAAUAUGUUGAUUACAAAAAGCCUGAUGUCAACUGGGGUUCUUCAACGCAAGCGUAUACAUACACACAAGCUUUAAACCACACAUUGAAAUUGAGUUCUGUAGACGACCAUGUGAAAAAUUUCCGCCCCCAGUUGAUGGUGUUGACAGGCUCACCAAAGCAUCGACCUGCACUGCUUCACAUUGCUUCACAAAUAACUAAAAACGUUUCACUCAUGGUGUGCGCUAAUGUAAAGAUAACACAGGGGAAAUUUACCAGUCGUAACUUAAUGAAAGAAAAUGAGUUGAAUCAAAAGUGGUUGAAAUCCCAACAUAUCAAGGCAUUCUAUUCCUCUGUUAGCGCUUCUAAGUUAACAGAAGGUGUUUUAACUCACCUCCAACUAUCUGGUCUAGGCAAACUCAGAACAAACACUUUGUUGAUGGGGUUUAAAUGUGAUUGGAAAACAUCUACCCCUGAGGAAUUUGUUGGAUAUAUUAAUAUAAUCCAUCAUGCCUUAGACAUGAAUUAUGGCAUUUGUAUUUUGCGAAUGAAAGAGGGUUUAGAUGUGUCACAGUAUUUAGAAGCUGGUGUUGGAACACAUGAUCCAGUUAUUAGUAAAUCAGAGUCAAGCACCUCCAGAAAGGAACGUACCAAGUCAAGUUCUGGUGAUGUAACAUCUGCAGAGGGUGAUGUUGGGUUGGUGAAGCAGACUGAAGAGAGAGGGAGUAGCACAAAGCUGGUGGCAAGAGGAAGCAUGAGUGAUGUCAACACUGCAAAAAUUAAAGCAGCAUCAUUGUUUCAAUCAGUUCAGGAAAAAGGUAAAACCAUUGAUGUUUGGUGGUUGUUCGAUGAUGGUGGACUUACUAUUCUUAUCCCAUAUCUUCUAUCUACUAAACCUCAGUGGAGUGGAUGUAGAAUGAGAAUCUUUACCGGUGGAAAAAAAGAAAGAAUUGACCAAGAUAAGCGUACAAUGGCUCAACUGCUGAGCAAGUUUCGAAUUGGUUUUGAAGAUGUUAUUGUUAUUGGUGAUAUUAAUAGCAAACCAAGCAAAAGUUCUGUUCAAGAAUUUGAGUCCAUGAUUAAACCAUAUACCUGUGGUGAGAAUAACGAAAAACCAGAAAAUGAUGAGUCAUGGAAAAUUACUGACAAUGAACUAACUACAUUAAAGGAAAAAACCUACAGACAGUUACGCCUACAGGAGUUGCUACAGAAACAUUCACGUGAUGCUGCGCUUAUAAUGAUGACGCUACCUAUGGCACGAAAAACAUCUGUAUCACCUGCUUUGUACAUGGCAUGGCUAGAAGAGCUGAGUAAAAACUUGCCACCUAUCAUUCUUUUGCGUGGAAAUCAAACGAGUGUAUUAACAUUUUAUUCCUAAUGCUGCUUAACAUCUUCUUGCUACUAAUUUUUGUGUUCUGUUAAACCAUUUUAUAUUAGUAUAUAAAUUUCUUUUCAAAAUAUGCUAUAUGUAUAUAUUGCUUAAAUAAACAACAGUUUGUAUCAUAUUCUAUUUUUAAAACUGCAACCAACAAUCUUUUGUAGUCUAUUCCUAAAGUUGUUUUACUGCCCUACAUUUGUUUUUUCAUUGCUGCUUAAAUUUUCUUUUUAAUGAAAGUAGCUUUAUUUAUAAGUGAAAAAAAAACGAAAUCGUCUUUUAUUCAACUGUAAAUUAUGUUAUUUUAUUUCUGUCCAACCUUUUACAAAAGUAGCAACUAAAAACCGCUGCAAGUACUCUGUGUAUAUCGUAAUCUACCUAUCCACCCACAUGAUCAGUGAUUCGAGCGGUUGACUCUGAACCAGAGAAUUCAAAGUUAAGGCUCUAUGCUGCAACCAAUGUAUUUUUUGCCGAAUGUAAAAGCGCAGUCUAACUUUGCUUAUUCAUCAAUGGCCAUUUAAUUUUUCUUCAUUAGGUUAUUUAGGAUUUCUGUAAUUUACUUACUUUAUGUUUUGAUUUGUAAUUUGUUCGGUUAAUAUUUAACUAAUCCAAGUGAGUUAGAUCUUAUUUUCCAUAGACAACAUUUUGCAUUUGUUUUUUGAUGCAAGUAAUUUAUUUUUGUUUACCAAUUUAAAUAAUCUAAUACCCAAUUAGUGAUAUAUUUAAGACAUCAGCCUAUGGUAUAUGCUCAUGUAUUUUAAUCAUAACAUUGCUGCAUUUUAG